Priapulus caudatus is the source of this 1957-nucleotide messenger RNA. Its product is annotated as ATP-binding cassette sub-family G member 5-like. Bases 1 to 1647 code for a protein of 548 amino acids. Gene Ontology annotation, molecular function: ABC-type transporter activity. The record is from RefSeq and is a predicted model, not a curated record. The transcript has 11 exons. Lineage: Eukaryota; Metazoa; Priapulida; Priapulimorpha; Priapulimorphida; Priapulidae. Gene Ontology annotation, cellular component: plasma membrane.
AUGUACUGGUGGCAACAGGGAUGUACUGGUGGCAACAGGGGUGAACUGGUGGUGGCAGGGGUGUACUGGUGGCAACAGAGGAACAACGGUGCCUACGUGUCGUAUGCCACGAAGCUGAUGCCGCUGCUGACCGUUAAAGAAACGCUGCACUACACCACCGACCUCUACUACAGCCGGAGAAUGCCCAGGAAACGCAAACACGAAAAAGUCCGCUGUGCUGUGACAGAGCUGGAUCUCGUGCUGAUAGAAGAUGACCUUAUAAGGAACGUGACGGAGAGCGAGAGGCGGAAGGUCGUCAUCGGUCUUCAGUUACUAAGAGACCCUCUCGUCGUGCUGGUCGAGGAGCCAAUGACGGGCAUGGACAGUUUCGGCGCCAACGCCAUAGUGGCGCUGCUGUCGCGUUUUGCGAAGAAGUAUUCGCGUAUCGUGCUCUUCACCGCACACCGGCCGCAGUCGGACAUCUAUCCGAUGGUGGACAAGGUUGCGUACCUGUGUAGCGGCGAGGUGGUGUACACAGGGUACACCAAGAGCAUGUUGGAAUAUUAUCACAAAAUUGGUUGCCCGUGUCCUGAGUUUGAGAACCCGCUCGACUUCUUUCUUACGAUGGCCAGCCUAGACAGGAGAACUCCCGCAAGACUUCUAGAGACAACAACUAACGUGGACAAACUAAAAGUAAAGUUUGAGCAAUACGAGACCCUACACCAGCCAUACUACGGAGAUAGACGAGAUGAGUUUAAUAGGAUUGACGUUUAUCAAUCGCGGCGACCAAUGUCUUCGUGGGGACAACCAGGAUUCGUGUCAAAGAUCUUCACAUUGACAAGGCGAGCAACAUGGCAUCUUUGUCGCGACUGGCGCCAUCUAUCGGUGAGACUGCUCCAGCUACCUCUGUUUGCUAUUCUUCUCUUUCUGUUCGUGUGGAGGUUGCAGGAGAACCAAGCCGGCAUCCAGACGCGACUUGGCGUCUUGUUUUACUCGUUUGCGGGGACGUCGUUUCUGUCAUGCCUGACAACGCCGUUUCAUUUCGCCUUUCAUCGCAACAUCUACCACCAGGAGGCGCGCGAGGGCAUCUAUGGCGGACACUCGUUCGUCUUGUCUCAGAUGCUGUACACAGUUCUCCCCAACUUUGCUGGCGUCUGCGGUGGCGCUGCUAUAAUAUAUUGGGCAUCGUUGAUGGCGACGGACGUCGCGAAAUACUUCAUGUUCGCGCUGACGAUAUGGUGCGUCUAUAGUUACGCCGAGGUGCAGACGAUUGCCGUCAUGUGGUUCGUGGGCGACCCGUUCGUUGCCAUGGAGAUCAGCAGCUUCAUGAGCAUCGUCAGCCUCGUCGCCGGCUCCGGAUUCCUCAGGCCCAUCAACUCGUUACCAGAUUACGUCUACGUUCCGACGUUCGCUACGAUUCAUCGCUAUGCCGGCUACGUCGUUGCCGACAAUGAGUUCACGGACAUGGGCAACGACACGUGCGACAACGAGGACUACCGCGGCGACCUCUGCCGGUACACGUCGGGUCGUGACGUCAUGUCGAAGCUGUGGCCGGAGAACAAUGGGAUCUCGUUCAGCAGUUUUCAAAUAAUGUUCAUUUUGUACGGAGUCUUGUGCGUGAUUGCAGUGGUACUCCACGCUACCCCGUGGAGGAGGAAAUCUUCGUAGUUUGAAUAAACAGGUGAACAAGGGAGGAAGCUGAACAAUAAUAGCGAGAGGUGCUGAACGCUGGCAUUUCUCACCUAUUUUUAUACUUUAUACUAUUUUGGAUAAUUUAUUGUUUAAUUAAUAAAUUAUUGUUUAAUUAUUGGAUCAAUUGUCGAAGACAUUUAAAUGAAUUCAAAGACCGUAAACAAUGAGACAACCUACACCAACUAGAGUAGUAAAUUCCUUUAUUUGUAAGCCCGUAAAUUACAAUACGGAAAUAUUUUAACCUUUUUUUGUAAACAGUUUUUUAAAAUUUACGUAUGGUAUAAUG